AUGUAUGAUACUACUAAUAUCCCGGAGAUGUCGGACGAGUUUUCGGAGGCCCACAGAGUGCUUCUCACAUAUCUAAGAGCUGUCAAAUGCAUCAGUGCAGAUGACCUCUUGGAAAAGUUCUCCGUGCUAAGCACUCAUUUUGGCAUUGACACGUCCAAGCCGAUGGAAGCCAUGCGUGAUUACAUUGCAGAAAUUAACGUGCAAAUCGCUAGGGCUCACUUCAAAAUUGCCUCGAUCCGGGAUCAAGAGACCGACAUACAACAUUAUGUGUUCAUAAAUACGAAAUCUGAUGAGGUCAUACAAGCGUGCACGUCGUACACCGUCCCGGAGCUCGACACGAUCAAACAUUUGAUUGAUUCCAUAGUAAACUCCCAUGAUUAUGCUUAUGCACUUCCCUAUGGAAAUGCCAAACAGCAGACGACUACUCUUCUCAAGCAAAAGGCUAGCGAGCUGGACUUAUUCAUUCGUCGACUUGUUGACGAUGGCUGGAUAAAUCUCACAGAUCAGAACCGUCUAGUGCUUUCUUGUGCAAGCCUUGCAGAGCUUUCGACAUAUUUACAGGACCGCUUUGGCGUAUUUUCCGUUGUCUUGUGUGUGACGGUUUUGUUACUCUCGGAAAGAAAUGCUGCAACACUGAAUGCCCAAACUCUUUCCACAUAA
Metschnikowia bicuspidata var. bicuspidata NRRL YB-4993 is the source of this 660-nucleotide messenger RNA. RefSeq lists its product as uncharacterized. The transcript is spliced from 3 exons. Gene Ontology annotation, biological process: double-strand break repair via homologous recombination; DNA damage tolerance. Gene Ontology annotation, cellular component: nucleus; Smc5-Smc6 complex. The coding region runs from base 1 to 660 and encodes 219 amino acids. The record is from RefSeq and is a predicted model, not a curated record. NCBI's taxonomy places the organism in Eukaryota, Fungi, Ascomycota, Pichiomycetes, Serinales, Metschnikowiaceae. Gene Ontology annotation, molecular function: ubiquitin-protein transferase activity.